This is a messenger RNA of Wasmannia auropunctata (little fire ant), 1427 nucleotides long. RefSeq lists its product as uncharacterized. The transcript has 6 exons. NCBI's taxonomy places the organism in Eukaryota, Metazoa, Arthropoda, Insecta, Hymenoptera, Formicidae. The coding region runs from base 156 to 1376 and encodes 406 amino acids. The record is from RefSeq and is a predicted model, not a curated record.
UCGUUAAAUGUCGUAAUAAUUGUCACGUGCAAUGUUAAGUGAAAUCAUACCUAGACGUUGUGGAAUCGUAAUUUCAUAUGCAGUCGGUUUUACGAAACGGCGCAGUGAAGUGAGAAUUUAAGUGAAGUAAACGACUCAUCAAAUCGAACACGAAAAUGGCCGUAAACUCGUCGUCAUGGCUGAAUCAAUGUUUUGUGGAGAAGAUCCUGCGAAAGUCAGAAAGCGACGAUUCGAUUCAGGUGAUCGAUAUAUUCUCUAAUCCAGGCUCGAACAAAGGUGACAACUAUCUCUGCGAUAUCAUCAGAAUUACUACAGAAUUUUCGCGUGAACAAGGCGGCCGUAAGAUUAUGGAAAAGAAAUCAAUAAUCGUUAAAGUUUCGCCUACAUCCGAAAGUAUUCGAUAUAAUGUUGUCAUUCAAUCAGGUUUAUUUGAUAACGAGGCAUCGAUGAUGUUAGAUACCUUGGAUAAAAUGAAUAAGUUGUUAGGGCCAAAGCACCGUUUAAGUGGGAAAGGUUUAUACAUGCAAAAUGAAAUUCCAAUACUUCUGGCAAUCGAGGAUCUCGGGCCUCUCGGCUUUCGUAUGGCCGAUUGUGUGUCUGGUCUCGACUUAGCUCAUUCCAUAGUGGCGCUUCGCGGACUAGCCAGGUUUCAUGCAGCCUCUGUAGCCGUAUGCGAAAAGGAGCCAAAGCAAAAGAAGAUGUAUACAAAAGGAAUAUUUAACAACCAGAAUUCAUCAGAAGUGAAAGAUUUUUUCAUUAAGGGUACUAAAGCUUUAUCAGAGGAGAUUGUAAACUGGCCGGAAGUAAAAAAAUACUCGGAAAAAAUUUCUAAACUCUCCGAUCAUAUAUUUCAAAUAGGAGUAGAUGUAGCCAAGCUCUCUGAGGAUGAGUUUAAUGUUAUUAAUCACGGCGAUCCUCACAUGAAAAAUAUGUUAUUUAAAUAUGACAAUGACGGUAAUCCUACUGAUCACAUGUUUGUGGACUUCCAGUCGAGCGUCUACACAUCACCGACAAUCGAUUUUAUGUACUUUCUCAAUUCAAGUAUUUCCUUUGAUGCUAUUGAAAACAAGAAAGACGUUUUAUUAAACGAAUACUUUAACACCUUGUUGACGACUAUGAAGCAACUGAAUUGCAAGACGCAGCCGCCCACAAUGGAGGAACUAAAAAAUACUAUGAAGCGAAAAGCCAGCUACGAAAUGAUAUCAUCCUUCACGGUUUUACCAAUGAUGCUGUGCCCUAAAACUGAAGCGAAAGAUUUGGAUGAGAUCAUGAAUACUGGUACUUGGGUUAAUCCAGGCUUAAAGAGCGAGAAUUUUAAAAAAAUAAUGAUAAAGAGAAUUCAAUUGUAUGAUGAGUGGGGUUUACUAGAUCUUUAAUGUAUAUUUGACUUUUAGUAAUUAGAAAUAAAAAUAAAAUUGUAAUAGGAA